Molecule: messenger RNA, 1000 nt
Organism: Trematomus bernacchii (emerald rockcod)
Lineage: Eukaryota; Metazoa; Chordata; Actinopteri; Perciformes; Nototheniidae
Gene: s100a11
Product: S100 calcium binding protein A11
Exons: 3
Coding region: 419-811 (130 amino acids)
Cellular component (GO): perinuclear region of cytoplasm
Molecular function (GO): calcium ion binding; transition metal ion binding
Source: RefSeq, a predicted model, not a curated record
CUUGAGAAAGUUAAAUUCCCCAAAAUAUCAGUAAUCUCUCAUUCUACAUAAUCUUUAAACUCCUUUAACAUGUAAUGGGACCAUUUCUUCCUUCUCCAUGCACAUUAACUGCUGUACUUGGAAAGACUUACAGAGUGUGUUGUCCCUAAUGCCGUAUUAUUUGAGUCAUGUUUUGUAUAAACUGAUUACUGCUUACACAUGCACGAUUCAGUCACUUGAUUAGAACGGCCUGACAGAGAUCCUUGCUCUGCAAACCGACUAGAAACGGCUUUUGUGCUUCCAUCAGUACAAAUUUGCCCUUUUGUAGGACAGUGUCAGUUUUUAGCUGUGUGUGUGUGCAGUUUUGAGUGGAAAUCAGGCCGAGAUAAGGUCAGGCGCUGGAUGGGGGAGAAGAGGGCGAGUUGAGUGUUUUCCGCUGAUGUGUGCGGAGAUGAAGCGUAUAUAUAUUCAGAGAGGUGAUGGUCAGAGUGGAGGCACAGGGUUCUUGAUACCAGCUGAAACACACCACUCAGGAUCUCAAAUACUAAAGGUCCCUACACAAACCAUCAUGGAAGCUGCCAUCUGCACCUUUGUCUCCCAGUUCAAGGCGUACGCUGGGAAAGAUGGAGCCUCCAGCACUCUGAGCAGAGAGGAGUUCCACAACCUGGUGACCGCUCAGCUGCCCAACUAUGUCAAGAACGCCAGCGACCCCGGGGCCAUCGAUCAGCUCAUGGGCUCGCUGGAUGAGAACAACGACGGGGAGCUGACUUUCCUCGAGUUCUGGCAGCUGAUUGGAACACUGGCAAACAAGCAAGGAGGCUUCACCGAGUAGAGCUCGCCGUCUUCUGUCAAGAUUGUGCACCACCAAUCAACGCGAUUGAAGUCGUCCCACUGUAAACUCAGAGGCAUUUCUUUUAUCACUCCACCAGUGCCACAUGUGUAACUCUUUAGUUAAACAUUUGUUGAAUGCAGGGGACUUUGAAUUAAAGGCUUCAUUGUCCUGAGCCCUCAGCCACCAACA